Molecule: messenger RNA, 1460 nt
Organism: Pelagomonas calceolata
Lineage: Eukaryota; Pelagophyceae; Pelagomonadales; Pelagomonadaceae
Source: the annotation of a GenBank genome assembly
GACGCCGCGUUCGUGAGCACGGUCGGGCGAGGUGGCAACAUCGACAUUCGCGGAUUUUUCACGCCUACGGGCAUCCAGAGCGACUCGUGGGUCGAGGUGACGCACUGCCCCGUCGGCGCCGAGAGGGAAAACCUGUGGUUUUAUCGCAUGCCGGGCAGCGGCCUUAGCAUCUUCACCGGUGUCACUCAGACGUUCGCGCGCCGGGGCCGGGACAACCUGCCGCCGAACCUGGACACCGCGCACUGGCUCAGCGCCCCGGGGCCCGGCCAGGAGCUCGUGCGGCUCAAUACGGGGAAACUCGGCGGCCUCGGCGUUCGCGGAAGGCGAAUCAGCGGCCCCCUGUGUGGAAAUCAACCAGUGAGUUAGGUUCCGAAAACUCCACGCCCUCGAGCAGACGCGGCUACUGAGACAACAUCGCGUCGACGGCAUGGGGCGCCCGAAAUUUGAUUUCCACACAGGCGGCCGCGACCUCGUGGCCAUGGGACACAUGAAAUGCGGCCAACCUCCCGACGUGAGAGACUGCCGGCCCGACGACGUCGCCGCGCGGCUCCACACGGAGUGCGCCGGCUGGAACGAAAAGGACCCCCUCAAGCGCUUCACCGACGAGAAUCGCGUGCCCGUGCUCAACGAGGUUAUUGAUAGAGGCGUCCACAUCUGCACCAAAAAAGGGAGCGACGAGAUCAUCCGCGCGGCGGCGCGGCGCCGGCGCCUAUUAGGACUAGUACACUAGGUAACCUUACGGAACACGAAGUACGCCGUCGUGCCCUGCAUCACCCUCACGCUAUCGUCAAUAUACUCGACGGCCAGGGCGUUCAUGACGCGCAUGCUCUUCCAGCCCCGUUCUACUCGUUUCCCGUCGACCGUGACCGGACCGUACGUCACCUUGCGCGGCAGGCAGUCGACGUAGACACGUUGGCACCGCUGCAGCGCGUCGAAGCGCCGGUUCAGGCCCCAAUCUGAAGCGACAGUAACAUCUAAUUCGUCGACCCCAAUUUGUGGUGCUAUUUUUUCCACAUAAACAACGGCGUCCACAGAAUCGGAAAUAGUCUGUGUGAGCGAGACGAAGUCGGCGCCGCCCGGUAAGGUACCGGCAACUCCCGUAAAUCCUUUGUUGAAGGCGAAGGAGGGCGAGGACGUGAACGCGAGCUCCCAGGUCCCCGUGAGCAGAUCGACGAGCUCCAAAUCACCACGCUGCGCCUCGUCCCGGAUUGCGGCCACAUCUUUACAUAAAGCCGUGAGUUGGUCAUACGUGGGCGCCUCGGGGUCGUCCGGAUCCGGGUAGGCGCAGGUCGCCGGGAGCGCUCUCAGCAACGCGGCGACGGGCGUUUUGGCUUGCUUUUGUGCUGGUUGUGCUGGUGGUGCUGUUCGAGGCGCGGCCGGCGCGUCGAAGCGCGGGUCCGAGAGCGUCUCGACGCGCGCGGGCGCGGGCGCGGCGGCCGGUGCGGCGGGCGGCGCGGCUU